Messenger RNA from Fonsecaea multimorphosa CBS 102226, 1479 nucleotides. RefSeq lists its product as uncharacterized. Gene Ontology annotation, molecular function: succinate-semialdehyde dehydrogenase (NAD+) activity. The transcript has a single exon. The record is from RefSeq and is a predicted model, not a curated record. Lineage: Eukaryota; Fungi; Ascomycota; Eurotiomycetes; Chaetothyriales; Herpotrichiellaceae. Bases 1 to 1479 code for a protein of 492 amino acids.
AUGCCAGUCACUCAAGAGCACAAUGGUUUGGAAGUUGUUCCGUGCUGGGUCAAUGGGAAACCUAUCCCACUCGACGCCAAUCGCCUGAUCGAGGUCCACUCUUCCGCCCAGGGCAAGCUAGUCCACUACGCCCAGGCAGCCUCCAUUGACAAUGCCACAGCUGCGGUCGAGGCGGCCGCGGAAUCAUUCAAGACGUUCAAGCGAGUGCCGCACCAAGAACGCCGGGCCUUACUCUUGAAGGUUGCAGAUAUCCUCGAAAGCCGUGUGGACGAGCUUGCGCGCUACCAGAUCGAAGAGACAUCCUGCCCAGAGGCCUGGGCAAAGUUCAACGUCAUUCUCGCCGCCAGGGCCAUCAGAGAAAUAGCCGCGAAUAUCACCAUCGCAUGUACGGGCGAGAUGCCUCCACCUGAGACUGCAGAAACUUUCUGCCUCGUCUACAAGCAAGCCAUAGGCCCUGUUCUGAGCAUCGCCCCCUGGAACGGUAGCAUCAUUCUGUCUGCGAGGGCGCUCGCGGCUCCCCUUGCCGCUGGUUGCACCGUCGUCUUCAAAGCAUCAGAGCUAAGCCCACGAGUUCACCACGGCGUAGUCGAAGCAUUUCUGGCCGCCGGCCUCCCAGACGGCUGUAUCAACCAAAUCCAGGCCAACCGUGAGGACGCCAGCCGCAUCACCGAGACCAUCAUUGCACACCCGGCCAUACGCAAGGUCGAGUUCAUUGGCAGCGCAGCUGUAGGACGAAUUAUUGGCCAGCUGGCGUCGAAAUACCUCAAGCCGGUCUUGAUGGAACUUGGCGGGAAGGCUCCCGCUAUCGUUCUCAAGGAUGCCGAUCUGGAAAACGCCGCGGCCCUUUGCGCUCAAGGCGCAACUAUGCAUCACGGACAAAUCUGUAUGUCGACCGAACGAAUCAUUGUUGUUCAAGGUGUGGCAGACGAGUUCAUCGGUCAUCUGCGCGAUGCGGUUGCACGCUUCCAAGGCAACGCCGGGUUUGCUGUGACGAAGGCAAUGGCGCAAAAGGCCCACAAACUGCUGUCGGACGCCACAGACCAGGGAGCGACGUAUUUGAUCGGUGACAACAAGUGGCGAGGUGACAGUGGCGCUGCGCUCGAGCCCACGAUCCUCACCGAUGUUAAGCCUGGAAAUCCCAUCUAUGAUCUCGAAACCUUUGGCCCGUCAGCAACAGUCUUUAUUGCCGCAGAUGAAGACGACGCAAUCAGAAUAGCGAACGACAGUUCAUAUGGCCUCACGGGAGCCAUCCACACGCGUGAUGUCCUGAAAGGUCUUCGCUUAGCCAAAGAGUUGGAGGUCGGGCUGGUUACCCUGAACAACAUGACGCUCUAUGACGAGGCGUCGGUGCCUCUAGGCGGGACGAAAGGUAGUGGCUGGGGCAGAAACAACAGCAGGUUUGCAGUGGAGGAAUUUCUGAUCUCAAAGACGGUGGCGGUUGCAGCAAAUGCUGGGAGUCCAGCUUUUGGAGCAAGGUAA